GGGCGGUUCACCUCAUUUCAUGUCGUCUGUUUUCGAAUACGAACAAGAAGGCCUGCUUUCGCUUGUCAAUUCUGGUUUCUUGAAUUGUACCGUUGGUAUUUCUAUACUUUUGCUGAGAGCUGCUCUCAAAAAAAUGUUUUCAUCUUCCAUGAUUUUGAACUAGAAACAGGUCCUGGCUUCUUUGCCAAUACUCGUGCAGGUUUUAUAUCAAAAACCUUCGGUAAAUAGGUGACAAAAACUAUGUGWUACACUUCAUUCUUUCGACAUCUGAAUAAGCUCGUGAGUUCUUUAUCAUCAGCAUAGAUCACGAGUGAAAGAAAUACUCACAACUUUCACAACCUGUUUUCACAAAGCAUUUUUUUCGCUUUUGUUACGCGCGUCAGAAAUAUAUUCAGUUUUCCGCACAUUGCUACUAGCUAUAGGUAUGGAUGGACGUCGAGUUCUACCUCCUCCUUUUCCUUUAUGUUUAGCCACAACUAUUGCUGCAAGCAUUUCUUUUUUGGAUCUAGCUAUUUUGGACAAUCCUGACAAUCUACUUUUUCUACCAUUUCCACCRCUGGCUAACGUGAUUACAACAAUUGUAACUGCUCUUCAAAUAUGCUCUGUUYCCACUCCACUUAUACAAGUACUGUUUCCAAGAAUUAUAWWUCAKAGAAACGUCGGAAAGGACGUAUGGAGCAAGCUUGAAAGAAGUCCCAGAACAUUUUGGUACGUCACUGCCGAGACUCCUGGUAACAUUGUACAGACAGUAGGCCUUGACGUGACAAAGCCUCGGGUGUGUCCAAGAAUACCAAGUUCCAAUCGGAGAAGAUGUGCGAAACCGAGUUUUACUCGUGAUGAUCUGGCUACGAAUUUAUCCCAAGUACGACAGCCUGGCUUUCACAUUUCAAAUAAGUACUAGCACUGUACACGAAGAAAUAUACCACAKAGUGCCAAUAUUAUUUCUCCACUUCCGUAGACUUAUCACGUGGCAUAACCUCASGCAGUGGUCAACAUUUAUUGGUCAAUGGAGAAGCUWUCCAAAUGCGGUUGGGAUUAUCGAUGCUACCGUCCAUAAAAUACGGCGCCCGACUGGCUUAUUUCAGGCCGAAUUUUACCGUGGCGACAAAAAGACCCACUUUAUAUCCACGCAGAUGGUUAUUGAUGCUGAUGGUAUGAUAGUGCUACUUGUUUCAGGAUUUCCUGGUCAUCUUAAUGAUGCAUCAACCUACAAUUAUCUGCCCAGUAUCGGGUUUCAUGGUCAGAAACGCCUACCAAGGAAUGCGCGGUUAUUGGCUGACGGUGGUUACGCCGCAAUGCCACUCGUAACACCACACAGGAUUGCUCGAAAUCGUAUCCAGAGAAGAGCCAAUCGACAGCUACGGAAACUCAGGUUAAUGGAAAACGCACAAACAUUUAAACACAAAAGAAUCCGCCACUGA
Exaiptasia diaphana is the source of this 1421-nucleotide messenger RNA. RefSeq lists its product as uncharacterized. Lineage: Eukaryota; Metazoa; Cnidaria; Anthozoa; Actiniaria; Aiptasiidae. The transcript has 3 exons. The coding region runs from base 837 to 1421 and encodes 194 amino acids. The record is from RefSeq and is a predicted model, not a curated record.